Molecule: messenger RNA, 532 nt
Organism: Astrephomene gubernaculifera
Lineage: Eukaryota; Viridiplantae; Chlorophyta; Chlorophyceae; Chlamydomonadales; Astrephomenaceae
Source: the annotation of a GenBank genome assembly
GGCCACCUCCUCCUCGGAUGUGGACUUCAUCAUCUCGCCCAGUCCCCAGGCCGACCCACGGGUCGCUCCACUCGCGCUGCUGUCGGGCAUCGUGGAGCGGCUCAGUGGGGGCGGCUUGGUGGACCCGGAGUCGGCGCGCAUGAUUGAAACACGCUCGCACUUCCGCACCUCCGCGAACCGCCCCAAGCCACUCCGGAUGCUGCAGCAACAGCCGCAGCAACAGCCGCAGCAGCAACAGCCGCAGCAACAGCCGCAGCAGCAGGACCCCUCAGGACACCCCUCUGAUGGGCAGCAGGGAGGCGGCGGUCGCGAUGCAUCCGCGCAUGACGACAGCAGCUGCACUUGGCUAGGCGUGUGGCGCUUCCCCUCCAGCGGCCGCUACUGCCGCAUUGACAUCAAGUGCUACCGCCGCCGCUGCCUGCCCUUCGCUGUCAACUACUUCAGCAGCGGUACCGACUUCAAUCGGGCGCUGCGCUACUGGGUGUCCACCCGUCAGCCGCUCAUGCGCCAGCUGGCCUCCCGCCACCACCCC